UAUAGAAGAGUAUAGAAAUAUGACACUGCGAAGUUUAUGACUUUCUUUAUGCAAAAUUCUUCAGCAACAGAUUAUUUUAAUUAAUCAUGUGAACUGUACAGCUGUUCUCUCCACUGGUCUGAUUGGCUGAGAGCAGAUCCAGGUCCCGCCUCUGAUGCUUUAUGAAAGCUGGCUUCGCUCUGUUCAUCACUCUGCUGAUCAGACUGACAUCAUGCUGCUCACCGUCUGCGCUCUGCUCCCUGCUCUGGCAGGUAAAGAUUCCUGCUCCUGCUUUCCUCUUCACACUCACGUCUUUUCAUUCAUUAGAAUUCUCUUUAUGAAAUGAUGAUGACUCUCAGUGUUGCUUUAUGUUGCAGUGGUCAGCUCACAGAAAGUAGUGACGCAAAAGCCUCCAGUUAUAACAGUAGAUAAGAGGAACUCUGUCACUAUGGACUGUAACAUCGCAAAGGAUGAAUAUUAUGUCUCCUGGUAUAAACAGAUUCCACCAGCAGCUCCAGAGUUUGUGUUGAGAUUUUAUCAUUCUAACUCCGCUCCUGAUAAAUACGGAGACAAUUUUUCAUCCACACGCUUCACAUCUAAAGCCUCAUUAAAGAUCGACUAUCAGUUAAUAAUCAGUAAUGUGGAGGUGGGAGACUCAGCAGUGUAUUACUGUGGGACAUGGGACGGCUCUGCUAAUGCAGCUGUACUCGGCCAAGGAACAAAGCUGAUCGUCAGCGACGCUGCUCUCCCGGCUCCUGUUCUGACCGUUCUCCCUCCGUCCAGUAAACAGCUGGAGUCUAAAAAAGCCACUCUAGUGUGUUUGGCCAGCGAGGUGGCCGGUGGUUUUGCUGAUGUGCGUUGGCUCGUGAACGGGAACUCGGUCACCAGUGGAGUCAUCACCGGCUCUGCACUGCAGCAAACCAAUAAGAAAUUCACACUGAGCAGCUCUUUGACCGUCGACAGCUCCGAGUGGGAAAACAACAAAGACAUAACAUGUGAAGUGUCUGCUGGAGGAAAAGCUGCAUCGGUGAAGAUUAACAAGUCUGAAUGCAGUGAAUGAACCUGAUUACUGAUUGUAUAUGAAUUAUUCAGCGGAAUUUUAUAAGUGUUUUAGAUUAAUUUAGAGAGAAAGGAAGAAUAUCACCUCCUGUAUGUAAUCAAAAAGAAUUUUAAUAAAACUGCAAUACUAUCAAAUAA
Clarias gariepinus (North African catfish) is the source of this 1176-nucleotide messenger RNA. Its product is annotated as immunoglobulin lambda-1 light chain-like. NCBI's taxonomy places the organism in Eukaryota, Metazoa, Chordata, Actinopteri, Siluriformes, Clariidae. The coding region runs from base 428 to 1039 and encodes 203 amino acids. The record is from RefSeq and is a predicted model, not a curated record. The transcript is spliced from 3 exons.